Messenger RNA from Closterium sp. Naga37s-1, 1275 nucleotides. The record is from the annotation of a GenBank genome assembly. NCBI's taxonomy places the organism in Eukaryota, Viridiplantae, Streptophyta, Zygnematophyceae, Desmidiales, Closteriaceae.
AUGGUACGUGCUAUGACAUGGUACGUGCUGUGGCAUGAAUGUGUUGCUUGUGGGCUGUGCUCUGAUAUGCACCCACCAUGCGCCAUGCCAUCACAUCCCAUCCUCCCAUCCUCCCUUUCCCCUUCCCCCCAGCUGGCACGGACAAGCGGAGGUUUGGUAGGGGGAGCCAACCCGCCUGCAUGGGGGCGGGGGGAGAGGGAGCAGCGGAAAGCAGAGCUGAGGAGGCGGAGAAGCCGCCUCACUGUGUACAGCGUGUUUGGGCAGGAGGAGCGGGAGGAGGGGGAUGGAUACGGAGAAAGGGAGGAGUGGGGAGUUGGAAGGGAAGUUAUGGCUGUUGGCCAGAAGGGGAAGGGUGGAGGUGCGGGUGUGGCGGUGGCGGCAGGGAAAGGGGUGGUUGCUGCGAAAGCGGGAGGGAAGGGAGGGAAAGCGGGGAAGGAUGGGGUGUCGAAGCGCGAGAGAGCAAGGCAGAGGAUUGAGAAGGAUCUAGAUGCAGCUUUGCACCGAGCUGAAAUUGCUCCACUUGUGGUCCACACGCUUCCAGACUCACUGGGACCUGCCGAACCAGAUACCCUAGGCUCGGUCAGGCGUGACGGUCUAGGUUCGGCAGGCAUAGAUCCGAGCCUGGUGGAUGACCCCGAUCCAGAUUUCUUGGCUGGGGAAGAGGGUGGGAUGGGCGGCGGAGGGAGGUUCGGGGGAAGUGUUGGGGAGAUUGGGGAGGAGGAGCAGGAGGGGGUGGAAGAUGAAGAGGAGGAAGAGGAGGAGGAGGAAGAGGAAGAGGAGGAAGAUACUUUGUCAGAUAUAGAGGAUCACGAGGUAACGUCUCAUUGGUCUAUGUUGGUGUGUUUAAAGUCGACUCAAAACACAGAAGAGGAGGAGGAAGAGGAAGAGGAAGAGGAAGAGGAGGAGGAAUAUACUUUGUUGGAUAUUGAAGAUCAUGAGGUCGACGGGUAUCUUCUGGGAGAGGAGGAGGUGAAGCUGAAGACGCUGAUAUGGACGGAGAUGAACAAGGAAUAUUUAGAAGAGUUGGAGCAGAAGCAGGCGGCACAGCGGGCGGCAGAGGACCAGGUGGCGGCGGUGGCGGCUGCAGCGGCUGCAGCGGCGAGCAAAUGUGGUGCCGGGACGUCGGCCCGUGCUGCUGCAGCCGCCGCAGCUGCUGCUGCAGUGCUGCAAAAGUGUCGCAGCAGCGCUGCAGCAGUGGCGGGCAAACGUGGUGCAGUGACGUCAGCACGUGCUGCUGCGGCAGCGCUGCAAAAGUUGUGCCUUGUUGUGUUCUAG